Molecule: messenger RNA, 606 nt
Organism: Perkinsus marinus ATCC 50983
Lineage: Eukaryota; Perkinsozoa; Perkinsida; Perkinsidae
Exons: 6
Coding region: 1-606 (201 amino acids)
Source: RefSeq, a predicted model, not a curated record
AUGUGUGUAUCGAUCUGCAUUGGAGAAGGUCUCCCUCCCCCACCAGCCUGGAGCCGACGACUCCACGCCCCCAGUAAGCCGGUUAAACCAUGUCGUGGGAGGAGUUUGAAAACGAGGCUGUCAUGUCUGUUACAUUCCGACCUCCUCACCACAUGCAUAGCAAUUGAUGAGAUCGCGUUCCCCUCCAGAGCGGAGGUGUUGACAGUUGAGGAGACAACGCCGUUCUCUUCAAUUGUGAGAGCGUCGGUGAAGAUGAAGUUGACUAUGAGAAGGAGGGAAGUUGUGGUGAGGAAAAGAUGGUUUGUUAAUGAACAGGAGGGGUUCGCCGUGGUCCACUUGAGGAGUAUAAUUGAUAAGGUUGGAGUUGACUCACGCACACCGCAGAUGAAUCUGGAGGAUGUUAUUAUUUUGCUGCUACCAAUGAGUGAAAAUGUGACAUUCAUGACGAGAGUUAUGGAGUUUGAUCCGGAUACAAAUUUGAUUGGUUUCAAGUUGUUGGAGAUGACCACCGCACGAUUUGGUCUGAGACAAUUGGAUGAUUUCGAGGCAAUGUUGUCGUCGCCGGAGACAGUUAAAGGGCUAGAGCCUUUGCCGAAGCCUCUGUGA